This is a messenger RNA of Corticium candelabrum, 1572 nucleotides long. RefSeq names its product kynurenine--oxoglutarate transaminase 3-like. Gene Ontology annotation, cellular component: cytoplasm; mitochondrion. The record is from RefSeq and is a predicted model, not a curated record. Gene Ontology annotation, biological process: biosynthetic process. The transcript is spliced from 15 exons. Bases 93 to 1430 code for a protein of 445 amino acids. NCBI's taxonomy places the organism in Eukaryota, Metazoa, Porifera, Homoscleromorpha, Homosclerophorida, Plakinidae. Gene Ontology annotation, molecular function: pyridoxal phosphate binding; L-kynurenine:2-oxoglutarate transaminase activity.
UGUCACGUGAUAAGUACGCUGCAUACAAACACAAAAGGCGGGGUCUGAUUGCAAGCGGACGUUUGUACGUUACGUCCGGGUGCUUCGUAGGAAUGCGUCAUACAUGCUCGAGGUUUCUGAGUGUUUGUACACGACUGGCAGGAGUGCGGGGACAGAAGAGAACGGAGAGUUUGAUCAAACGGAUGGCUUCUUCAUUUGCAGCAGAUCGAACAUCAGUAACGGGCGAGAAUGUCUGGGUGGAAUUCACUACCUUGGCAGCAAAACACAAUGCCGUCAAUCUCGGCCAGGGCUUUCCCGACUUUGCUGCUCCAUUGUUUCUCAAGAAAGCUCUCGCUGAUGCAGUGAUGAACGAUCCACUCAAUCAGUACACACGAAGCAUGGGUCAUCUUCGUCUCGUUCAAGUUCUAGCUAACGUUUUCAGUCCCGUGUAUGGGAGGCAGUUGAAUCCAUUAACUGAAAUGUUUACAGCUGUGGGUGGUUAUGGAGUGUUGUUCUCUCUUAUUCACGGUCUUGUCAAUCCUGGUGAUGAGGUCAUCAUCAUCGAGCCAUUUUUCGAUUGUUAUCUACCGAUGGUCAAAAUGGCCAACGGAAUUCCCAAGUUUGUUUCAAUGAAACUUAAAAACGAAGGUGGGACGUCGGCGAAGGACUUUGUGCUUGAUCGAGAUGAACUAGCGGCAGCAUUUAGUCCCAAAACGAAAGCGAUUAUCAUUAAUACUCCUCAUAAUCCACUUGGCAAGGUUUAUAGUCGGGAUGAGUUGACAAUGAUUGCCGAACUGUGCAAGGAGAAUAACGUUGUGUGUAUUAGUGACGAAGUGUAUGAGUGGCUGGUGUUUGAUGGACUUGAACAUAUCAAAAUAGCCACACUUCCUGGUAUGUGGGAGCGAACAGUGACCGUUGGCAGUGGUGGCAAGACAUUUAGCGCAACUGGAUGGAAGCUGGGAUGGGCAAUCGGUCCCACAGAACUAAUCAAAUGUGGGCACGAUGUGUUAGUACAAACAACAUACACUUGCCCCACACCAAUACAAGAAGCUAUUGCUGUAGGGUUUGAACAUGAGCUGGCUGCGAAAGGGACCGAUGAGAGCUACUUUAAAGGAUUGUCGUUGUCGCUAGCAAAGAAGAGAGAUCUUCUUGUAAAGUUGUUGACCGAAGCGGGUAUGAAGCCGAUUGUUCCAGAAGGAGGCUACUUUCUAGUGGCUGACACAGCACCACUUAAUCUAACAUUCAAAAGUGAGAAGAACGAUCCAUACGAUUAUGAAUUUUGCCGAUGGUUCACUAAAGAGAGAGGAAUUGCUUGUAUCCCGCCAAGUGCCUUCUACUCAGACAAAAGCAAACAUCUAACUGACAAACUCAUUCGAUUCUGUUUUGCUAAGAAAGACUCUACUUUGGAGGCAGCAGUGGCACAACUUAAAGACUGGAAAGGUCAGAAUUAGUGAAGCCAAUUACCAAGAGAUCAACUUCGACAGAAAUUAUAUGAACGACUCUUGUACUAAUUAUAUUAUAUCAAACCUUUUACUUCCAGAUAGUAUUUGGAUUCUGAUUUAUCAUGUCCAAUGAUAGACACAUGUAGCUAUA